Molecule: messenger RNA, 1759 nt
Organism: Teleopsis dalmanni
Lineage: Eukaryota; Metazoa; Arthropoda; Insecta; Diptera; Diopsidae
Gene: cnir
Product: protein cornichon homolog 4
Exons: 3
Coding region: 261-731 (156 amino acids)
Biological process (GO): endoplasmic reticulum to Golgi vesicle-mediated transport
Cellular component (GO): endoplasmic reticulum membrane; COPII-coated ER to Golgi transport vesicle
Source: RefSeq, a predicted model, not a curated record
UUGUUUGUGCAGAACGAAGUACAAUAAAAAACAAAAAUAAGAAAAUAAACAAACAUGCAUUAAUUUAUUUUGUCAUUAGUGUAGAAGGGAGGAGUAAAGUGUAUUAAAUGAUCGCUUAAAAGUGAAUUAAACUUAACUACAAUAAGUGAUAUAUUCAUUUUUACAAUACUUAUAAAAAAGAAUAAGUGGUGCUUCAUUCGAAAUUAGACUCCAUUCACUUUGAACUGCAAAAUUCGUGAUAUUUUCAAUUAAAAUUGAAUAUGUUACCGGAACCAGCUACGUAUGCCAUUACCUUAUUAGUCUAUGGUGCUAUAUUACUAUUACUGAUAUACUAUGUUCUAACUUUGGCCGACUUAGAGUGCGAUUACUUAAAUGCACAGGAAUGUUGCGCACGUCUUAAUUUUUGGGUGCAUCCAAAAUUCGGUUCACAUGCUUUACUUUGCAUUUUACUGCUGUUGGGCGGUCAUUGGAUUAUGUUUUUGUUGAAUUUACCCAUUGUCGUUUGGCUGGGAUACGAAAUUUACAAGCAGCCGCGUGAUAGCCUCGGCGUUUAUGAUCCUGUCGACAUACACAGUCGCGGUCUGCUCAAAGUACAUCUACGUAAUUGUAUGAUAUACUUAGGCUACUAUUUUACUAUGUUCUUUGUGGCACUCUAUUGCAUGAUAUCUGCGCUACUAAAAGGUGACCCUAUUAAACGGCACGAGGAAGGCGAAAUUGUAACAGAAUUUUAGAUAUUAACAUCUACUUUAAUAUCAGAUACGUUAAGUUAUAUAAGUGAACGAUAUAUCCCACAAUUUUUUGCAAUUAUUUUAUCCUCAAUGCACAACAUUUCUCAAUAAUUAAAAUGACUAACAACAAACUUAGUGUGUCUAUGAAAGCAGUAGGAAGAAAUCUGUGUUCAUAUGAACAAAUUCUGCAGUUUAACUGAAAGUGUUAGUAUAUUACAAUCAGUCAGUUCAUCAUAUCACGUGCCAUAAAGUCUAGACGUUAUGUUUAAAGUCGGAUAAGUUCUAUGAAAAUAGACAUCCUCGUACGUAUUUUCAUCCAUUGCUGUAAAUAGCCUGAAGGAGCUUAAUCCGCUUCCACUCCACUGCAUCAAUAUCAGCAAAAUUUUCACACGGCUAUUAUUUUUUAUGACGAUAACUAGAUAUUAAAAAAUAUACACUAUAUAAACGAUAUAUGUAUGUCAAAAAUACGAAUACCAAACUAAUUCAUGACAUCUAUCUAUCUUCAAAUUGAUUAUUUCAAUAUUUUAUAUAUUAUACAUAAUUUUAUUUGAAACUGUAAACUGUUGCAGAAGACGUGAAGAAUCGAAAACACAAUCAUACGAAUUUAUUAUUUAUUAUAAGACUUUUAUAAAAUUAUUCUAAAUGUUUUAAUUUUAAGCGUUUCGUCUUCCAAUUAUGACAUUUAUUAGCACCUAAUGCACAGGGAAAUAUCUUGUCCAUUAUCUGGCCUAUGUGCCAUUUAGCCAUUUAGACUAUUAAUAGAAGCUGUUCAAUGCUUGAAGACAACUGUCUUUUCAUUUAUAUGGACGCUAUGGCACAAUAGACAAUGGACAAUAUAUUUCCGCAAAUAGCUGUAGACAUUCUCUGAAUGUAUAUACGCGAAUACAUCAAAAUGCACUGAAUCUCAAAAACUAGUACGUGCAUAGGUACUACUGGUCACUAGUCUCAAAUAACUCAUUGAUAUUAAAAUCGUACAAAUGUUUUGUUUAAUUUAUUGUUUGAAAUUUGAAUAAACGUUAAAUAAAUUUAAU